This is a messenger RNA of Pisolithus orientalis, 1265 nucleotides long. Its product is annotated as phytanoyl-CoA dioxygenase. Lineage: Eukaryota; Fungi; Basidiomycota; Agaricomycetes; Boletales; Pisolithaceae. The record is from RefSeq and is a predicted model, not a curated record. Bases 447 to 1265 code for a protein of 272 amino acids. The transcript is spliced from 5 exons.
AGGAUGCAGUACUUGUGCUGGUGAACAUGUCAACCAUUUCAUUGUACCAGGAUCUACCUCCUUUCGAUUCGGAUCAUAUUAUUAUAGUCUCGGUCGUUUACAUACGCUUGCCUAUUUUAGAACGUAAUGAAAGCCCCGAACAGCCUGCGAAGUGAUUGGCGAGACGGAAAAAGUUUUCAUGCGGUUCCUCAGUUCGCGCAUCGCCCGCACGCUCGGUCAAUAUUCAAUGGUGAAACAGUCACCACCGAGGUUUCCGCACUGCGAACUUAGUUCUUUGUUACCUACUGCCUUGCUGUGAGUCAGGUGCAAAGUUGUAGUAAGAGACAUAGCCCAAUUGUAUCCCUCUGAGGCUUUAAAAAGCUGGAAAGAUGCUCGAGGGGAUUCAAAAACCAAAAACCACCCAGUCCUUCCAGUCAUAAAGCCUACAAUCCUUCUGAAUAUCCACAAUGGUCUUCCACACUCGUGUCGCACUCGCUGAAGACUACGACCUCUCCCAGUCUCAGAUUAAUGAGUACCAGAACAAUGUCUGUCCCGCACUUGCGCUGAACGGGGCUGUCUUUGCUGACCGAAAUCCUCUAGGGUCACAUCCUGCUAAGGAAUCUCUCAAAGCCGAAGAAGAAGACUUCCAGAAGGCAUUCCGCAUCACCCAAAACCUAUGGGAAAUUAACGACGUCGUGCGAGCACAUGUCUUGUCUAAGCGUUACGCAGGAAUCGCUGCGAAGUUCUUGGGAUGCCGUGACGUGCGGGUUUACCACGACCUCACCUUCUUCAAGGAGGGUCUUGGUAAGGGCAAGCCGACGCCGUGGCACCAGGACGGGCACUACUGGCCCCUUGACACGGAAAAGUGCAUAACCCUUUGGGUUCCGCUUCUCGAUUGCCCGGUAGACAUGGGUCCGAUGUCGUUCGUGUCGGGUUCACAUCUCAAUAAAGAUGCUGAACAUCUGCCGAUUUCCGAUGAGAGCGAUGAAUAUAUCAGAAAUUUGGUAGAGAAAGAAAACCUGUCUGUGGCCCCCGCGCAACAUAUGAAUGCAGGAGAUGCAACAUUCCACUCGUGCUGGACAUACCAUGCUGCAGCAUCCAACACGACAGAAAACAUUAGAAUUGCAUUCGCUAUCGCGUACUAUGACGCCGAUGCAACGAUUCCCCUGGAGCCACCAACCAAUGAGCGGCGUGCGGCGAACUUGGCAAGGUGGUUCCCUGGGGCCGUACCCGGUGGGCCUGCGGCCACUGAAAUAAACCCUGCUAUCCUUUCUCCCCGUGAUUGA